AACAAAACUGAACAGAGUAUGGCCAUGCUCCCAAAAUCUGGUGGCCUCAAGAACCGACACACCUUUUCAGCCUUCAUUUUCCUUCUCCUACUCCUCCUCACCAUCUUCUUCUUCAGCAAACGAGUUCUUGAACCUUCCCUCUCCCUUUACAGAGAUCCCAACUUUCAAUCCACUUCUCUCUCUUCGGAGGAAUUCGCAGUUCCUGUAGUCACGUUGGAUCUUCUGGCUGAUCCACCGGUUAAUGAAGCUUCUCUUCAACAACCCGUUUCCCCAAUUCCUGAACCUAUAUCGAGAACAGAGCCAAAGACAGAGUCAUCUUCUGAUGUCAAGGAUGAGAGCUCAAAUGGUGAAUUUAGUUCAGGGGUUAAUGUGGGUCUCCCAAUUGAGACGAAUUCGUCGCCGAAAAAGGUGCCAAAAAUGUGUGAUUUCUACAGGGGUAUGUGGGUUAAUCACAACGACUACCCACUCUAUCAGCCGAACGGUUGCCCUUAUGUAGAUGAAGCUUAUAGCUGCCAAGAAAAUGGAAGGCGUGACUCGGAGUAUAUGAAAUGGAGAUGGAAGCCUGAAGGUUGUGACCUUCCCAGGUUUAAUGCAACAGACUUCCUGGAAAGACUUAGAGGUAAAAGGUUGAUGCUGGUUGGAGACUCCAUGAACCGCAAUCAGUUUGAGUCAAUCAUCUGCCUCCUGCGUGAAGGGUUAUCUAAUAAAAGCAGAAUGUAUGAGGCUUAUGGACAUAAAAUAACUAAAGGGAGAGGUUACUUUCUCUUCAAAUUUAUGGACUAUAACUGUUCAGUGGAGUUUGUUCGCUCACAUUUCCUUGUCAAGGAAGGGACCCGUGUUAAUGGUCAGGGGAAUUCAAACCCAACCCUAUCGAUAGAUAGAAUUGACAAGACUUCAAAUCGAUGGAAGCAUGCUGACAUCCUUGUCUUUAAUACUGGGCACUGGUGGACUCAUGGAAAGACUGCUAGGGGGAAGAAUUACUAUAAAGAAGGUGAUUUUCUCUAUCCUCGGUUGGAUGCUAUUGAGGCUUACAAGAGAGCCAUGAAGACUUGGGGAAAGUGGAUUGAUCAGAACAUUAAUCCAGCUAAGAAAUUGGUCUUUUACCGGGGAUAUUCUUCUGCCCAUUUCAGAGGUGGAGACUGGGACUCUGGUGGGACAUGUCAUGGUGAGACACAACCCAUUUUGAGUGGAGCUUUCCUUGAUAACUAUCCUCUGAAGAUGAAGAUUGUGGAGGAGGUUCUCCGUGAAAUGCGAGUCCCUGUGGUACUUUUAAAUGUGACAAGAAUGACAAAUUUCCGCAAGGACGGACACCCAUCAAUUUAUGGCAAGAAUCAGACGGGAGUGCGAAAGGUCUCAAGGAGGCAGGACUGCAGCCAUUGGUGCCUUCCAGGAGUCCCAGAUGCAUGGAAUGAGCUGAUAUACUCAAAACUUAUUUUACAGAAAAUGAUUUCAUCAGAUUAGAAGUCAGUUCUGUAUGUUCUCAUUCCAA
Messenger RNA from Telopea speciosissima, 1489 nucleotides. RefSeq names its product protein trichome birefringence-like 5. The transcript is spliced from 5 exons. Gene Ontology annotation, molecular function: O-acetyltransferase activity. Lineage: Eukaryota; Viridiplantae; Streptophyta; Magnoliopsida; Proteales; Proteaceae. The record is from RefSeq and is a predicted model, not a curated record. The coding region runs from base 19 to 1461 and encodes 480 amino acids. Gene Ontology annotation, cellular component: Golgi apparatus.